This is a messenger RNA of Arachis duranensis, 2480 nucleotides long. RefSeq names its product transcription initiation factor TFIID subunit 5. Gene Ontology annotation, biological process: transcription initiation at RNA polymerase II promoter. Gene Ontology annotation, molecular function: protein binding; RNA polymerase II general transcription initiation factor activity. The coding region runs from base 270 to 2270 and encodes 666 amino acids. Lineage: Eukaryota; Viridiplantae; Streptophyta; Magnoliopsida; Fabales; Fabaceae. The transcript has 19 exons. The record is from RefSeq and is a predicted model, not a curated record. Gene Ontology annotation, cellular component: transcription factor TFIID complex.
GACCGGCUGAACCGAAACCGUUCUGAGUUCUGAGUUCUGACUUUUGACCCAAAACGACGACGCCAAACCCUUGCCUCGCAUUCUCAUCUCCGAUUCGGAAACCGCAAUUCCUCUUUGUAUCAACAUCAUCUUCUGAACGCACAGAAAAUAGGAGAAGAUUUUAACGAAGAGAUUAGUUCUGGUCUGUGGAAUUCGAGCGAGAGAGAGAGAGCGCUCAAAAGUAGUGUGUGAAGUGAAAGAGCAAAGAGGUAUUUGAAUUCAUUUGAAGAAUGGAGGAAGAUGAAAUUGCAGGGUACGUGACAGCGUACCUGAAGAAGAAAGGGUUCACGCAAACGGAGAAGAUCUUCCAGGAAGAAUUCCAAACCAACAAGACCAAUUCUUCCCCUCUCGAACCAGACAUUGCCAAGCACAUUCUCUCUUUCUCUCAGUUGGAGAGUGGCCCUGCAAGAUUUCACGAUGGUUAUAGCAGACUAAGAUCAUGGACUCACUGUUCCCUAGAUUUGUACAAGCAUGAGUUGCUUCGUGUGCUUUAUCCAGUGUUUAUCCAUUGCUUUAUGGAUCUUGUUGCAAAAGGGCAUGUUCAGGAAGCUCGGCACUUCUUCAAUACCUUCCGUGAAGAUCAUGAAAUGAUGCACUUAAGGGACCUGCAAAAGUUGGAAGGUGUUCUUUCCCCCACUCAUCUGGAGGAAAUGGAAUUUGCCCAUUCGCUUAGGCAGAGUAAAUUCAACAUAAAAAUAUGUGAGUAUUCCUAUGAGCUUCUAUUGCAACAUCUACACAGUACACAAUCCACUACUAUACUUGGUAUUAUCAAUGAGCAUAUUAACUUCCAAGUUACUCCUGGACAACCUAGCUCAAUUGUUGAUGAUCCUGAGGCUGUCACCCUUAGUGGAAGCAGCCAAGAUGCAGCAAACCAGAUAAAUCAGAAAGAAAUACAUUGGGGGUUGCUUGAAGACUCUCUGGAAGAGCGACUGGAAAAGGCUAGCUCCUUGCUUUCGGAUUCUGAGAAGGGUGAAGGGGAAGCAAAAGAGGGGGAGACAGAGGAGAAUAAGAAACGACCAGUUGAAGGAGGAAAGCAAGGUGCCUCGAUCAAAAAGGUAAAGAAGGACAAGGGCGGAAGUGCAACAGGGAAAAACACCAAAGCUGAAGUUAAUACUGUAUCUGCAGCUCCACGAGUUAAACCAGAACUUCCCAUGCCCAUAAUCCCGAGUGAGGUGGAACAGUCAAUCCUUGAAGAUUUGAGGAACCGUGUACAACUUAGCAGUGUAGCACUGCCAUCAGUUAGCUUUUAUACUUUUCUAAAUACGCAUAAUGGUUUAAGCUGUUCAUCAAUAUCCCAUGAUGGAUCAUUGGUUGCUGGAGGAUUUUCUGAUUCAUCACUGAAGGUUUGGGAUAUGGCAAAGCUUGGAGAACAGACUGCCAGUUCUCUUUCACAGGAUGAGAAUGAUACAUCACAAAAUCCACAAAUGGGGCAAAGUGGUGGCGGGAAAAGGCAGUAUACAUUGUUUCAAGGUCAUUCAGGGCCAGUUUAUGCAGCCUCUUUUAGUCCAGUUGGAGAGUUUAUUCUUUCUUCCUCAGCAGACUCAACUAUUCGAUUAUGGAGCACGACUUACAAUGCAAAUCUUGUUUGUUACAAAGGUCACAAUUACCCUGUCUGGGAUGUUCAGUUUAGUCCUGUAGGGCAUUAUUUUGCCAGCUCUUCGCAUGACAGAACUGCUAGGAUUUGGUCCAUGGAAAGGAUACAGCCGUUAAGAAUAAUGGCAGGGCACUUGUCUGAUGUUGAUUGUGUGCAAUGGCAUGCCAACUGCAACUACAUUGCAACUGGUUCAAGUGACAAAACUGUUCGACUAUGGGAUGUUCAGAGUGGGGAGUGUGUCCGAGUUUUUGUUGGUCACAGGAGUAUGAUCUUGUCAUUGGCAAUGUCUCCUGAUGGACGGUAUAUGGCAUCUGGCGAUGAAGAUGGCACGAUCAUGAUGUGGGACCUCUCUAGUGGCCGCUGUCUCACACCCUUGAUUGGUCACACAUCAUGUGUCUGGUCACUUGCUUUCAGUUGUGAAGGUUCUGUUCUGGCAUCUGGAUCUGCUGAUUGCAGCGUAAAAUUAUGGGAUGUAAAUACGAGCACUAAGGUUUCCAGGGCUGAAGAAAAAAGUGGGAAUGCUAGCAGACUCAGAUCACUGAAAACAUUGCCCACCAAAUCUACUCCAGUUUAUGCUUUGCGGUUUUCUCGAAGGAAUCUUCUAUUUGCAGGUGGAGCUCUUGCAAAAAAUGGCUAAUGCAUUUCCCGAGUAGGUCUACAAAUAUCAGAUCAAAGUGGCAGACCGAAAAAACAAUGCUUACCAAUUACCAUAUUCCCCAUAAGUGCUAUGUAUUCAAUUUUUUGUUUUGUUUUUAACUAUUCCUGUAAAUUUAUUUGAACAUACUUUUUCCACUCUGCAUUAUGUAUCGUGAAUUAUUCUGAAUAGGAGAGUUACAAGUUUUUGUUA